Aspergillus welwitschiae is the source of this 1442-nucleotide messenger RNA. Its product is annotated as recombinase RAD51. Gene Ontology annotation, biological process: DNA strand invasion; mitotic recombination; mitotic recombination-dependent replication fork processing. The record is from RefSeq and is a predicted model, not a curated record. Gene Ontology annotation, cellular component: condensed nuclear chromosome. Bases 261 to 1304 code for a protein of 347 amino acids. Gene Ontology annotation, molecular function: ATP-dependent DNA damage sensor activity; ATP binding; DNA strand exchange activity. NCBI's taxonomy places the organism in Eukaryota, Fungi, Ascomycota, Eurotiomycetes, Eurotiales, Aspergillaceae. The transcript is spliced from 4 exons.
GACAACGGCAAUUUGCCACCAUAGAAUAAAAACCACGGAUUUCUGGACAAUUCUGCCUUAUUGAUCACGGAAGCCGGGUCGUGUGUUGCAGUCGAUCCAGUGGUGAGAUUUGAACCACAUCAGGAAACCGCAACUGAUCUAGACGCGUGUGCGCGCGAUCAACAGGCUAGAUCUAUUGCCAUCCCCCUAGACUUCUUUGCAGUAUAGCUACAAAAACCACUGGAUUCCGACGCUACAGAAGUCUGAGCCCUGUGUGAAAGAUGACUGCCGACACCGAUACUCAGAAUGAGUACGACGAUGGGCUUCCGGGCCCCGGAGCGCCCACGCCACUCUCUUCCCUGGAGGGUGUCUCGGGCCUGACAAGUAGGGAUAUUAAGCUGUUUGUUGAUGCUGGAUACAACACUGUUGAGUCGGUUGCAUAUACGCCGAAACGUUUGUUGGAACAAAUCAAGGGUAUUUCGGAACAGAAAGCCACGAAAGUCCUGGUUGAGGCUAUGAAGCUUGUACCGAUGGGCUUUACCACCGCGACCGAAAUGCAUGCGCGACGAAACGAACUUAUCUCAAUCACGACAGGCUCGAAACAGUUAGACACCCUUCUUGGAGGUGGCCUUGAGACAGGCUCUAUCACAGAGAUCUUUGGAGAGUUCAGGACAGGAAAAAGUCAGAUAUGUCAUACACUCGCCGUGACUUGCCAAUUGCCUUUUGAUAUGGGCGGAGGAGAAGGAAAAUGCCUAUACAUUGACACAGAAGGUACCUUCCGACCAGUGCGUCUGUUGGCGGUUGCACAGCGAUACGGGCUGGUGGGAGAAGAGGUGCUGGAUAAUGUGGCGUACGCUCGUGCGUACAACUCAGACCAUCAACUUCAGCUACUCAACCAAGCUUCUCAGAUGAUGUGCGAGACUCGGUUCUCGCUCCUUGUCGUUGAUUCUGCCACUUCUCUGUACCGGACAGACUUCAACGGUCGUGGUGAAUUGUCGUCGAGACAAACACAUCUCGCGAAGUUCAUGCGUACUCUGCAGCGCCUCGCUGAUGAGUUUGGUAUUGCGGUCGUCAUUACGAACCAGGUCGUUGCCCAGGUGGAUGGUGGCCCGAGUGCAAUGUUCAAUCCCGAUCCGAAGAAGCCAAUCGGUGGUAACAUUAUUGCGCAUGCAAGUACGACGCGGCUAAGUUUGAAGAAAGGACGGGGCGAGACUCGGGUCUGUAAAAUCUACGAUAGCCCAUGUCUCCCUGAGAGCGAUUGUUUGUUCGCUAUCAAUGAGGAUGGUAUCGGGGACCCGAACCCCAAGGACUUGGAGAAUGACUGAAAAGGGCGCGGAUAGACUCUCAGGCUACGAGUUCAUGAUUAUAGUUGUUUUGCUAGCAUGUAUAGGCUGCGUAAAUAAUAAUAGCCUCGGACAUUCUAAUAUUCAGUAUAACUAGUCAUCAUUUUUUGUAAUAUGAGU